Molecule: messenger RNA, 1044 nt
Organism: Cuscuta campestris
Lineage: Eukaryota; Viridiplantae; Streptophyta; Magnoliopsida; Solanales; Convolvulaceae
Source: the annotation of a GenBank genome assembly
CUUCUCCAUUCCCCUUCAACUCCUCCUCAUCUCUCCUCAAUCAUAAUUAAAGCGAUAAAUAUAUUCUGCAAUCAAUCAAUGGCAGCCGAUGUGAGCUCUCUGGUCAGGAUGAUGAGCGGCCGAGAUUUGAACGACUCUCCCGGCGCCGCUAAGUCCGCGGCGGCUCCGAUCACCAGGGACCUUCUCGGCGGUUGUUGCUCCCUCGACUCCAAAGAGUUGGACCUCGACUUGCAGGUUCCUUCUGGCUGGGAAAAACGCCUCGACUUGAAGUCGGGGAAGGUGUAUCUUCAGCGGUGCAAUUCGUCGAACACCUGGCCGGCGAGGUCGGAGAGCAAGCAACGGAGCGGUAACCAGACGGCGGCCGUGAACCUGCAAGACCUCAACUUCCCGCCGGCGUCAAAGCCCCAGCCGAAUCCGUUCGACGAGACGAGCCUAGACCUCAAAUUGGUGACGUCAUCUCCGCCGCCGCCGGCGGCGAAUCUGUACAGCGUCUGCACUCUGGAGAAGGUGAAAUCGGCGCUGGAGAGGGCGGAGAAGGAGGAAUUCAGCAGGAAACGGUCAAUCUCCCUGUCGAACUCGUCGUCUUCCCCAACUCGAUCAUCGUCGAACCGAGAUCACGAAAUCGAUCAGGAAAUUCACAACAACAAUUACAGCAGUUCGUCCGAUUCAUCAUCAUACGCAGCUGGAUGCCCAACGUGUUUGCUCUAUGUUCUGAUAUCAAGGAGCAGUCCGAGAUGCCCCAGAUGCAACACCAUUGUUCCAUCUCCAGUUCUGGAUCAUAAGAAGCCUCGCAUAGAUCUUAACAUAUCAAUAUAAAUUUUUCUUAUAUUUCAAAAAAAGGGCAUGGGGUCAAUUAAAUUUCCUAGUCAUUUUUUUGACCUUCCCUUUUUUAACCCUCUUCUGUAAAGAUAGAUGAAGACAUAUAUAGUGUCCUACUGUAAGUGAAUAGAACAGUAAAUAGCAGACUUUGGGCUGCUUUGUUUGGAAGGGCAGAUGAAAUUGUAGGCUCCUUCUUUCCAUAUUUAUUAAAGUAUUAUCUUAGGA